GGUGGGGUGGCCAGCAGGAGUCCCACAGGCGUCAGACACGGACCUGGCCAAACUUUGCCAUGUCGACGGGAGUCUGUCCCCCGAUGGUCUGGUCUCCAUUCUGAAGAGGAGGAGAGCAUCCCUGGAUGGACUGCCGCCCCCGAGCAACGCAGACAACAAGAUGAACGCCAAACGCAAAGUCCGCUUCAGUGAACCGGAAGACGGCAUCGAUCAAGACGAGGUGGGCGGAGACUCCUGCUUGAUCCUGGUCCUGCUGUGUCUGAUUACCGUGGUGAUCAGCAUAGGCGGGACCGCGCUCUACUGCUCCUUGGUGGACACGUCGUCCAACAUUUGCACCGACUUCACUCGCAACGUCGACUUCUUCGUGACAAACGUGCGGAGUUUCUUCCGAGGUUUUGGACACUGGCUGCCUCACGGGACAUAAGAGCCAUCAUGUGAAGUCUGUAGCAGUUUGGCUUUCAAGUCACAGACAGAGGAACAUUUUGAGCUUGUAACGACUGGGAAUUCCAUGCCCGAGUUGAGCACAGACAUUGACAUCAUUGCAGCAGAUGUAUCCAGCAAAGAAUCUCUGGCCAACAUGUGCCAACAGGCUAUAGUUAUUCUCAACUGUGUUGGUCCAUACAGGUUUUAUGGCGAGCCGGUGGUCGCCGCAUGCGUGGAGAAUGGAGCUCACUACAUUGACAUCUGCGGAGAGCCACAGUUCCUGGAGCGCAUGCAGCUUGAGUACCACACGAAGGCCUCGGCCACAGGGGUGUACGUAAUUGGCAGCUGCGGCUUUGACUCCAUACCGGCAGACCUGGGAAUUCUCUAUACUCAGAGCCACUUUAAAGGGACGCUGACAGCAGUGGAGAGCUUCCUAACCAUAAGCAGUGGGCCUGAGGGCACAUGCGGACACGACGCCACGUGGCGUUCGGCCGUGCACGGCUUCGCCGAUAGUGGCGCCCUUCGCCAGCUGAGGAGAAAGUUUGACCACAAGCCGCUACCUGUGGUAGGAACCAAAGUUCGCCCGAGAGGUUUUGUGUUUUUUAGCAGAGAGAUCAUGCAGUACGCCAUUCCUUUUAUGGGUUCGGACCCCUCUGUGGUCAAGAGAACACAGCGUUUCCUUUACCAGGAGAAAUCUCGCUCACCCAUCCAGUAUUAUGCAUAUGUUGGGGUCGGAGGUCUCUGCUCAGUUGCCAAGCUCUUUUGUGGUGGACUGCUCUUCGGGAUCAUGGUCAGAUUCAGCCUGGGCAGAAAACUUCUCACCAUGUUCCCAAGGUUUUUUUCCUUUGGCUUGUUCAGUAAGGCUGGUCCAACAAUUAAACAGAUUGAAGACACCUGCUUCAACAUGACAUUUUUCGGCGAGGGCUACGCCGAGGCUGCAGACCCCUCCCAGGGGCCGCCCAACGCCAAGAUCUGCACUGAGGUCAUGGGAGCAGAGCCUGGCUACGUGGCCACGGUGAUUGCAAUGGUACAGGCAGCAGUAACAUUGCUGAAAGAAAAGCACUGCCUUCCCAUGAGGGGAGGAGUAUACACACCAGGAAGCGCCUUCUACAAUACCAGUCUAAUUGACCGCCUUCAUAAUCGCGGCUUCAAGUUCUCUGUGAGAACCUACCAAGAAGCAACUAAAGCCUAAGCCCUCAAUUGUUUCAUCCACUGUGCCUCCUCUUGAUACAGGAUUUUUUUUUCUUAAAAAACAAAAAAAAAAUAAACAAUCCUCAUUGUCUGUGGUUGUACUUCACCUUCCUUGCCACGAGGUGUCAGUAUUUCCCCUUGUUCCCCCUUGAUGAACAAUGACCCUCCACAUCCUGGCAUGACAGUAGAGGUGAUUUCAUGCCCCUGAGGAUGCGCAGGCCGUAUGCGGAGUGACAGCGGGUCACCGUGGAAGCUCUCUGGAGCUUUUCGAUUUUUUUACAAGCGCUCGACUGAAGCCGCAGUCAUGAGAAGGAAAUAUUUGGCAGCCCCCGCCUCCUCCCCCGUUCUCUUUCUCAGGUUGUGAGUCAUCAUGUGAGCCAUCGCACUGUCACAUCUGCUUCCCACCCCCCCGGCUGUCAUCACCACGCCAAUGAACACUGUCCAAACAGUGGUUGUGAGAACGGAACGUGUCAGUCGUGUCGUUCCUGCGUCACGGCGCUUGUGUGAUUAGGAGCUGCGGUGUUGGUGCGAGGCUGAGAGAGAGUGCGCUGGUUCCCCAGGGUGGAGCAGAGAGCAGCCCCCGCCCUCAUCGCCUGCCACGGUCCGCCAUUGAGCCCAUGCUACUAUUCUUGCGAUUUCUUCCUCUCUCUUUGGAAAAAUCGCUAUCCUCCCUCAUCAGCCAGCGCUCUCGCAAUCACAUCUCACUUAUUGCCCUCAAUCCCAUUAAGUGCAGUGUGUUGCAGAAUAUGAAACCCCGACACCCCCUGAUAAGGAAUUUAGCGGGAUGGCAAUAUCGCUUAGAAGGAGGUCAUCACUUGAGAAUCAAGUUGCGGCCCAUCCUGUAAAAUAUGGAAUGGACCUUUAAAUGGGAAUUAAAUGUCGCGUCCCGUAUCGCUUCAAUACGGGCCGCCGUUUGUCCCGUAUUUUCCUCAGUGUCGGAUGCUUCUGUCACACACAACAGUAAUGAACAAAAUAAAAGAUGGCGACGUGGUACAGUCGAAACUCGUUACGAAGUACCUGGAGGGACAUCACAAAUCUGUACGUUAUCACGGUAGUUCGUUGUCAGCUUUUUCGACAAAAUGGCCGCCAACGACGCCGUAUAAUACACUAUGAACAUUUAGAGAUGUAAAAACAUGGACAUGUAAUACAGUGUAAACACAUA
This is a messenger RNA of Hippocampus comes (tiger tail seahorse), 2776 nucleotides long. It is a transcript of the gene sccpdhb, whose product is annotated as saccharopine dehydrogenase b. The record is from RefSeq and is a predicted model, not a curated record. Gene Ontology annotation, biological process: glycolipid biosynthetic process. Bases 509 to 1615 code for a protein of 368 amino acids. Lineage: Eukaryota; Metazoa; Chordata; Actinopteri; Syngnathiformes; Syngnathidae. The transcript has 14 exons. Gene Ontology annotation, cellular component: lipid droplet; mitochondrion; plasma membrane.